AUGGCUAAUAAGUCGAGACCAAAAAAAGUUAAGGCUCCUUAUAGAAAGUAUGUCGGUGGACAAGGGUUUGUGAGAACGUUGGGUUUUAACAAUACACUAGUACCUAUUGGCGAUGGACUAUAUGUUGAGGAACAAGUUAUUGAUGAAAAUGAAUAUAUUGACGAUUAUAAUUCUGAGAUAUCGAAGAAAGGUAAAAAUAGAAGGAAAAACUCGUUGAAGUCCAACAGGAGGAAUUCUAGUGGUAAUGAUAAAAGACAUAUUUCAGACGCAGAUUUAUUAUCUAAUAUGCAAUUAUUAGAUAUCGGUGGUUCUCCAAUGAAAGUACCAUAUGAAAUACAAAAAUUAAUUAUUUAUUAUUGUGAUGAUACACCUUUGAAUUUUUUAUUAGUCUGUAAAGCCUGGUAUUGGAUGUGUCUGCCAUCCUUUUAUAAAUCUCCUACAUUAAGCAGUAGAAAUUUCAACAUGUUUGUUAGUACAAUAAUCGAUAAUAAAAAGAGGAAGUUUGGCGAAUAUGUCUAUGAGUUAGAUUUAUCAACGAUCUUACAAAGUGGUAAGAACUCACAUGUCUCAAAAUUACUACGGCGUUGUUCACCCAGGUUAGAGAAAUUUACCGCUCCCCAAACUAGUUUCGGUUAUACACCAUUAGUAUCAUUAAAAUCAUGUCAUAAUUUGAAAUAUUUAGAUUUGGGAUUAGUUUCAGAAACUGUUAAAUUGAAAGAAUUAUUCUCUGCAAUAAGUAAUUUCAGAGAAUUGACACAUUUAGCAUUUCCAAGAAGCUCGAUCGAUUGUGAAGGCUUCCGUGAAUUUGUCUGGCCACCGAAUCUGCAAUAUGUUAAAUUAAGUGGCGGGAUCACUAAUGAAUUUGUAAGAGAAACUAUAUGGCCAAGAACCAUCACUACUUUAGAAUUUUCAUACUGUCCAAAAGUUGAUGAGCAUGCUGUAUAUACAGUAUUGUCUCAGAUUGGUGAUAAUUUAAAGCAUUUAUUUUUCCACUAUCCUAUGCCAUCUUUGCAUGAUAAUUCAUUGGAUUAUAUAUUCAGAUACUGUUCGAAUCUUAUUUCGGUGCAAUUAAUGGUUGAUUACUGUUCUAAAUGGACAUUUUCAGAGCAUAUGUUAACAAAAUUGAUAUAUCCUAGACCCUUAAAGACCAUCUAUCUUGAAAGCAGCGGGGCGUUAGGUUUAGCAUCUAAAAUUCAUCCAGAUGAUUUUACAAUAGCUAUUAUGGAAUCCAGACUGCCAUGCUUAAAAAAUAUAUCUAUAUCUUCAAAGCUUGGUUGGGAUAUGCAAAGUAGCGAUGUAGAAGAUUUGGUUUGUGCAUUUGAAGAUCAAGGCGGUGGACUGUAUCUAAAUUAUUGA
Vanderwaltozyma polyspora DSM 70294 is the source of this 1356-nucleotide messenger RNA. It is a transcript of the gene PFU1, whose product is annotated as Pfu1p. Lineage: Eukaryota; Fungi; Ascomycota; Saccharomycetes; Saccharomycetales; Saccharomycetaceae. The record is from RefSeq and is a predicted model, not a curated record. The transcript has a single exon. Bases 1 to 1356 code for a protein of 451 amino acids.